AGGGGCGGGACCGGCGUCUCUGGGCGCUGGAGCGCGGCGACACUGCGGCCGCGGGAAGGACGGACGGACGCGCCGCCGGACCGUCCCGGGCCAUGGCCGAGCACGCCGCUCGCCCAUGCUGCCUGGGCUGGGACUUCAGCACGCAGCAGGUGAAAGUUGUUGCUGUUGAUGCAGAGCUGAAUGUGUUCUAUGAGGACAGUGUGAAUUUUGACAAAGACCUUCUAGAAUUUGGGACUCAGGGUGGAGUUCACAUUCACGAGGACGGGCUGACAGUGACCUCUCCAGUCCUGAUGUGGGUCCAGGCUCUGGAUAUCAUCUUGGAGAGGAUGAAGGCUUCAGGCUUCGACUUCUCUCAAGUCCUCGCCCUGUCUGGGGCGGGCCAGCAACAUGGAAGUGUAUACUGGAAGGCUGGGGCCAGCCGCGUGCUGACAAGCCUGUCACCAGACCUCCUGUUACAUAAGCAGCUUCAGGCCUGUUUCUCCAUCAGGGACAGCCCAGUAUGGAUGGACUCCAGCACCACAGUCCAGUGCCGCCGGCUGGAGGCCGCCGUGGGCGGGGCACAGGCUCUCAGCUGCCUCACCGGCUCCCGAGCCUAUGAGCGUUUUACAGGAAACCAGAUUGCAAAGAUUUACCAGCAGAAUCCUGAGGCCUAUGCACACACAGAGAGAAUUUCUUUGGUUAGUAGUUUUGCUGCUUCCCUGUUCCUUGGGUCUUACGCCCCUAUCGACUACAGUGACGGUUCUGGAAUGAAUUUGUUGCAGAUCCAGGACAAAGUCUGGUCACAGGUCUGCCUUCGCGCCUGUGCACCUCAUUUAGAGGAGAAGCUUGGCUCACCUGUACCGUCGUGCUCUGUGGUGGGAGCCAUUUCCUCCUACUUUGUCCAGCGCUAUGGAUUUCCUCCAGGAUGCAAAGUGGUGGCUUUCACUGGGGACAACCCUGCUUCGCUGGCGGGCAUGAAGCUGGAGGAAGGUGACAUUGCGGUCAGCCUGGGCACCAGCGACACCCUGUUUCUCUGGCUCCAGGAGCCCAUGCCUGCCCUGGAAGGGCACAUCUUCUGCAACCCGGUUGAUGCCCAGCACUAUAUGGCACUCCUGUGCUUUAAAAACGGCUCCCUCAUGAGAGAGAAGAUCCGCGAUGAGUCCGCUUCCUGUUCCUGGAGUGAUUUCUCUGAGGCGCUGCGGUCCACGGAGAUGGGCAACGGCGGGAACCUGGGUUUUUAUUUUGAUGUAAUGGAGAUCACCCCUGAAAUUACUGGGCGCCACCGGUUUAGUGCAGAAAACCGCCAGGUCUCAGCAUUCCCUGGGGCUGUGGAGAUCCGGGCACUGAUCGAAGGGCAGUUCAUGGCCAAGAGGAUCCAUGCUGAGGGCUUGGGUUACCGAGUCAGUAAUGCCCAAGACAAAGAUUCUGGCCACCGGAGGGGCAUCUCACAACAGAGACCUCUUACAGGUGCUUGCAGAUGUGUUUGGUGCCCCAGUGUAUGUCACAGACACUGCCAACUCGGCCUGUGUGGGCUCUGCAUACCGAGCUUUCCAUGGCCUUGCAGCUGGAACAGACGUGCCCUUUUCAGAGGUGGUGAAGUUAGCCCCAAAUCCCAGAUUAGCUGCUACCCCAACCCCAGGAGCUUCUCAGCAUGUGACCUUCGUGUGACCUUGAGCAGCAUUUCUCAUCUCUGAGCCUAUUCGUCUGUGAAGUGGGGAUAACAUCUGGUCCUGCCUACUUUCAACCCGCUAACUGUGAGGCUUAAAAAGACUCCUUGGAGGGAACCUGGAUGGCUUAGUGGGUUAAACCUCUGCCUUCGGCUCAGGUCAUGAUCUUGGGGUCCUGCGAUGGAGCCCCACAUAGGGCUCUCUGCUUAGCAGGGAGCCUGAUUCCCCCUCUGUCUCUGCCUGCCUCUCUGCCUACUUCUGAUCUCUAAAAAAAAAAAAAAAAAAAAGACUCCUUGGCUCGAAUGGCUUUAUUAUGUAACAAGAAGUCUGACUGUAGUCAUGGGGCUGGUUCUGUGGUUCCACAAUGUCGGGGCUCUAGGUUACAGUGCCUGCAGUUCUACAGAUCAGCAACGGACAAUGGCAAAAUGAUAACCACCUAUGUCACUUACAAUUUUCUAGAAGUCUCAUUUAAAAAUAAAAAAAGGAAAAAAAAUAAAUGACUAACUUCAAAUAUAUUUUUUAUCUAAUCCAGUAUGUCUGAAAUACUGCCAUUUCAAUGGGCAGUCAAUAAGAAAAAUUGGUAAUGUGCUAUUUUACAUUCCUCUUUUUUGUAAGAAGCUUUUGAAAUCUGAUGGGUGUUUAGUCUUGUAGCACUCGUCCCAAUUCAAGUGCUUCCAGGCGUAUAUGACUUACAGCUCCUGUGUUGGGUAGCCCAGCUCUCAGUGUACUCCAGGUGACCCCAGGAUGUCUGCAGCUGCUCCAGACAUCCCACUCCCCACCCCACACUGUAUCCAUAGGCAGGACUGAGAGCCUGGCAUUGGGCAGCCCCUCCUCACACACUUCUUGCUCAUCAGGGAGAGAAUCCUGGUCUGCUCUCUCAACUCUCAAUAGGACCAGGCUGCCGCUUGGUCCUAUGGUCACACCUGGUUGUAAGAAAGGCUGGGGUAGGUUCUGGCUCUUUUGUCCUCUAGAAGGAGGCCCAUGAGGGAGAAGGUAGUUGGAGAAAGCUUUAGGGCGGCAGACAACUGCAUGUGUCUCCUUACAGGUAGCAAACACUGUGUGUGUACCACCACCUUCCCUGGCUUGCCCAUGACAGACUCACUAAGGGCUCCUGGAACUCCAUACCCUUCAACCCAAGGGCAACGUCAGAAUCCUUUGGAAUGCCAGGUUGCAAGCAGCAGCAGGCUGUGUCUGUUGGUGGAAUGACCUAUUGGAGGACUGGUCUGUAAACUCCUUGGGAGUGGGGGACCAUGCUCUGUGUUCUUUCUGUGGCAUGUACAGCAAUGGGUGUGCUCAAUGGGAAACUCAAAACUUUUCUGCCCGCUCAGCUGAAUAUUGCAGUUUCCUCCUAACAGAGGAGGUCCAAGCUCUCUGUGAGUUCUCUGUUCUCUGUCACCUUUACUGAGCUGCCCCAGAUGCGCCCGAGUGGGCCCUGGGUACAUAAUCAGUGACUAAAGCACUUGAGUUUGGAGCCGAUUAAGUGGGAUUGGCAUGAGCGAGUAAUGGCAUUUGUGAGUCGCAAGGAAAUCUGGGUCCCUUGGUUAAGUGUUGCUUGUCUAUAAGACCCCGUGUGCUGACCGGAAGUGCCCACAUUUCUCAGGCAAGGCUUAUUGAGUCACGGAUGAAAACAGCUUUUUAAAAAAAAAGGAGGGAGGAAGGAAGGUUAAGAAUAUGGAGUUGU
Messenger RNA from Lutra lutra (Eurasian river otter), 3327 nucleotides. RefSeq names its product xylulokinase (gene XYLB). The transcript is spliced from 19 exons. Bases 93 to 1673 code for a protein of 526 amino acids. Gene Ontology annotation, cellular component: cytosol. Gene Ontology annotation, biological process: D-xylose metabolic process; xylulose metabolic process. NCBI's taxonomy places the organism in Eukaryota, Metazoa, Chordata, Mammalia, Carnivora, Mustelidae. The record is from RefSeq and is a predicted model, not a curated record. Gene Ontology annotation, molecular function: 2 iron, 2 sulfur cluster binding; D-xylulokinase activity.